This is a messenger RNA of Oryzias melastigma (Indian medaka), 1437 nucleotides long. It is a transcript of the gene tex264a, whose product is annotated as testis expressed 264, ER-phagy receptor a. The record is from RefSeq and is a predicted model, not a curated record. Gene Ontology annotation, biological process: reticulophagy; protein-DNA covalent cross-linking repair. The transcript has 4 exons. Gene Ontology annotation, cellular component: autophagosome membrane; endoplasmic reticulum membrane; replication fork. NCBI's taxonomy places the organism in Eukaryota, Metazoa, Chordata, Actinopteri, Beloniformes, Adrianichthyidae. Bases 241 to 1251 code for a protein of 336 amino acids.
AGGAAGCUUGUUCCGCUGUUUGGGAAAAUACCGUAAACAAACGAGCUUUAUUCUUCCACUAAAGCGCCUGCUGAGACUUUCGAUUGACACAUUUGUGGCUGUAGACUAAAGAAAAAAGGAAACAAAGGAGAAUAUUAAAAUCUCGAGGAAUACUGACGCCCCCGUGUUGCCUGGAGUAGAGUUAGUCCGGCGGAGGAGUGUUGACAGCGUCCGCCUUCGCCGCAGCUGCCCUCGCAGACCAUGUCGGAUCUCAUCCUGCUGCUGCUCAUCGGCGUCCUCCUGCUGUGUCUGCUCGGAACCGUCGGCGGGUUGCUGCUGUACUCGGGGCUCCUGGCGGACGUGGAGGUGAAGACCGGCCCUCCUCCUGUCGCCAAUGUCACCAUCGCCUAUAAGUUCAAGCAGGGCUCCUACAAGGACUGCGGGGCGGGCUUCACGGAGAGCUGCAGCAUCGGCCCGAAGCUCAAGUCCAUCGGGAUCUUCUACGAUGACCCCCAGCAGAGACCACCAGAGAAAUGUCGCUAUGCGGUGGGCAGCGUCCUUUGCGAGGGUGACGAGAAGCCGGAUGAGGAACUCGUGAAGCUCUAUGAAAAGUUUGGCUUCACCGUGUUCUCGCUGCCGGAGGUGAAGCACGCCGUGACGACCAGCUUCCCCUGCACCACUCCUCUGUCCCACAUCCUGGGCCCCCACAGGGUCUACUCCAGACUCGCCUCCUACAUUGAGGAGAGAAAGCUUUGUGCCCUCCCAACUGUUGAAAUCUACACCUCGGAUGUCAUCCAUUACAUGGUCCCGCAGUCCCACCAGACGGAUUUCUACGUGCCAGAAGUCAAAGAGGAGUUUAAAACAGAUGUGAAAGAAGAAGACUCGGAUGAGGACAGAGGAACCGAUAUAACAGGUGCAGAUUCCCACAGCGACGUGAGCUCGGUGAGCGGCGGCGGCGUGCCGUGGGACAGCAGAGAGACGUCCCUGGCAGCAUCCACCGCCGCCUCGCUGGCCUCCUCUCUGCCCCUGAGGGAUGUCAUGGAUGCAAACGAGGACACAGGGAACAGAGACCUCAGCAACAGAGACUCGGACGAGUCGAUGGGCAGCGGCUCGUCCUUUGAAGAGCUCGACAUGGAGCAGGAGGAGGGGGUGGAGAGGGAAAACACGGAGGAGGAGGAGGAGGAGGAGGGCAUCCCUGAGGGUGAAGGUGGAAAUAAAGAAGAAGAACUGGUGGCCGAGGAAAAAGACCCCCUGGGAGAGGGAGAGGAGUAGGAAGGAUGCUGAUAAGGGAUGCAACCGUGUAACAAUUCCAGAGAGUCUCUCCGCUGUGCUGUGGUCGGUUGUCAGUCAUUCUGGUAGAUCUACAACCAUUCAUGCCAAGUCACCUUAAUGCUUUCUUUAAUCAUAAUCCAUCAUUGAAAUAAUCCACGAUUAAACAUUUAACCCUUUAACACCGGA